AUCAAGGUCCCCAGUCAACGUCCUUAGGGACCUUGCGCGACAGCUGCCGGAUGAGCAGUAUAAAAGCCCGCUGCUUCCUCGCUACAGUCUGCCAGCAUCCCACCUCCGCAUGCCUCCGAGACUCGAAGGCUUUGUCUCGAAACCGUAAGUACUUAUGUAUCUUCAAAUGCCCAGAGAAGAACCUGUUCUGCAUACAAAUUAACCCAUUUUUUUCAGAUUACCAAGUUCUUUCUCACUCUCAUCACUAAGAGAAAACAGGCUUAGACCUCCAAAUUCGUUGGAUCAAGAGAUGUCAGUUCAAGCCUAGGCACGCAACACAUCCGCGCUUAAGCACGAGGUAGACCUACUAUCGCCCCUGGUAUCUGCCUCCUUCUCUGGGCUCAAGUACAUGUAAAGAUCACUGGACGAUAUAGACUUAGGUAUCUAUAGAAUAUCACUCCUCAAUGUUGAUCGCAGCACGACAUCUUUACCACGCUCGCGAUCUGCCUGCUUUGUGAAGCGAUAGAAUUUGGCCAUUGUUUUAUUUGCUUUUGACUAACCUAUGAAUUGACUGGCUACAGCAAAGUCACGAAUAAAUCAGACUUCAAGGAGAAAUUUGUAUGCAGCUUCUACAAUGGACCGCGUCAAGCAGUUCCUCGCCGUCAAGAUACUAGGCCGUAUCACCGGCCCGAAAAAGGCAAAACCGGAACACGACACUGACGUCGACGUCAAAGACAACACCAAAGUCGAAAGCAAAGCCGAUCCCCGCACGCGCUACCACGACUUCGCAACCCAAACACCUCCAGGCCCUAAACCACCAAGACCAAACAAAAAGGGAUGGAAUUUUCGCCGCGAAGCCGAAUUCCCCUGGCGAAUCGAGCAGCUUGUCGACCAAGAAGAGAACUGGCGUGGGACCUGGGUGCUGGAAGUCAAGGAUAUGCGGGCGUUGGAAUGGAACACUGAGUUCGUGCCCAAGAGUGACCGGAAGGGAAAGGGAGGGCGGUAUCGGAGGCAGCCGACGAGGCAUUUUCCGUUUCCUAUUGACGGGGAUAGGAAUGGGAAUAGAGAGACGCUGGGGGGAGGGCAGGAUGAUUUGAUGAUUAUGCUUGGGAAGUCGUAGGGGGUGACAUUGGAUACGGGCACUUCUAGUAGGAUAUCUGGAUGUUUUAGAGCGGAAUUCGUUUGCUCAGUCUGCGAUUUCUACCUCCCAAGUUCUCUUAUUAGCGAUAGUGUGUCAAUGCCAGAAUGAUACAACAGG
This is a messenger RNA of Colletotrichum scovillei, 1237 nucleotides long. RefSeq lists its product as uncharacterized. NCBI's taxonomy places the organism in Eukaryota, Fungi, Ascomycota, Sordariomycetes, Glomerellales, Glomerellaceae. Bases 614 to 1099 code for a protein of 161 amino acids. The record is from RefSeq and is a predicted model, not a curated record. The transcript has a single exon.